CUCUACAGCCCCUGAAUUCAUCCCAAAAAGGAAAAAGAUUGCAGUCAAGUCAUCUGCUGCUGGCUCUAAACCUAAAACCAAGUCAAAGUCACCGAAAGCAAAAAAACUAGGAAAGUCACCAAAUUUGAAAGUUUCAAAUAAAAGUAAAACACAGCCCCUAAAAAACACACAGACAUCCACAUCUCAAAACAACAACACAAACUCAGUUGAUCAUGAUCACAGUGAUGAUGACAGUAAUGAUUUUGAAGUCACAUCAUCCGGGUCUUGUAGGAGACCUGUUAAAAAAACCAACCCAACCAAUUCAGUUGAUCAUGAUAACAGGGAUGAUGACAGUAAUGAUUUUGAAGGUACAUCAUCUGGGUCUUUCAGGAAACCUGUUAAAAAAAGUAAAACAAUUGGCAGCCCACCACUUCUCAGAAUUUCCAGGUCAUUGUUUAAUGCAAAUAAAAGUUCUGACCAUAUACAGAACAACAAUGAUGAAGAUAAAGUGGCCAAUCACUCAUCUAUAGAACAGGAGGAAGGUAAUCUUUUCCUUUUUAUGUCUAAUGUUUUCAAUGGGGGAGUGGAAAAAAUAAAUAAUUUAAGGACUUUUCUUUUUAAAUGAUUGUAAUUCAAAUCUGAAAGAAUUGUUUUUAAAAACAUUUGCAUCUUUAUUUUUAAAAUUUAUUUUUUGAUUAGUUUGAAGGAUUUACGUGACAUAAUUCUAAAAUAACAAAGGAUAAAAUUGGACCGAAGCAUAGUAGAGGGAAAGUAAAUAAUUAAACUUAGUUUUUAUUACCUGUUGUUUUAUUAAUUUACUGUUUUUGUUAAUGAAGUCUUCAGCCUAAGCGUCCUUUUGAUUGUCCUUAGUCAUUAUUCAGGCUUCUUCUUCUUCUUCUAUAUCUUAAGGGCCCACGAUCAAUUUAUUGAUCAUUUUGGCUCCUAUGCAUGUAGAUGGGAUUUGCAAUGUUUCAAUACAACGUCUUAUUUAAUGAAGGAUUUAAAUGAUUUAUUAAUCCAUUAUAUUUAAAAUAUUUAUCUUUAAAUUAUUUUUGCAAAAAAUUAUUUAAUUCAAGAGCAUACCACAUUUUCAGAGUGAACUAACUCAAAGAGAAAAAAUUCAAGUGCAUUAGGUUAAAACUAAUGAAAUUUAACAAAAACUGGUUUUGAAAGCAAAAACUAGUAGUUGAUUUUCCCAGGCUGGUUACAACUUUAUUUUAUAUCAAGCUAUAAAAAAAUAUUUAAAAUGUCAAAUUACAAUAAUAAUAAAAAUAAAACAAAUAGUAAAUGUGCUAUUAUUAUUUUUUGAUAAAUUAUAAACUUUAAAAAAAAUAUAGAUGCUGUUUAAUGCAAGAAAUUGGUAGUAAAAGUGGCCGUUUUAUUGUUGCAAUAGUGAAAUGUGUGAUAGAUAUUGACAAGUUGGCACAUUGCAAUGACCCAUUCUUUUGCCAAACCCCAACCCCCCCCCCCUUUUUUUUUUAAAUGAAUGAAAACUAUAUUGUAAAGAGAAGACAUAAAAUGAAGCAUAAUUUAUUUAUAGUAGGCCUAUAUGAAUAGGGAAAAAUCCUUCUUCGUCUUUUCUUUCCUUUCCCAUGGAUGGUAUGGUCUAUAAAAUGUCAUUUCAGUUUGAAAUGAUUUGAGGAGAGGUGAAGAAUACUUUGCAAAUAGGGGGCAAGUCCUGGCAGGAAAAUGUGUGGGCAUUUACCCAAGACCUCCAAACCCCACUCUUUCAAUAAAUAUUUAGGCUAUUUGUUUCUUAGGAAAAAAAAUUGCAGGAUCUUUGUUCCCAUGCAUUUCUGCAAGACUGGGGCCCUGAUUGUUAAAACCAAAGUCAGGUUUAAAAUCGGAUUUUUAAAAUUGAAAACUAGUUUGAAAAAAAGAAUUUAUAAAUUUUGUCUUUAACAUCACUAGUUAAAACAGAUAAUAAAAAGUAAACAUAACAUUUUAUUUAAACGCAAGGCAAUAAGAAAUUAUUAUUAUUAGUGGUCUAAUAUAGCGUGGUACCCCAGCUUAGAAUGAUAUUACAAAGUAGAAUAAACACAAAACUUAUUGACCGCACGCUACAAGUUUCCUUGGAUGGAUCAGAUGGAGUGUAUACAUUUUUACCAAUCAGUUUUUCACUUCCAGCCUUUUAAAAUAAAAUGAAAAUUAUCUUACUUUGAUAGGUCAAGUUCUUAUAAAAAGUAUGAGAAAUGGCAUACAUACUGCAGUUCAAACUGAUCAACCAGAAGCAACGAUUGUAUGUGAACCUGGAAUUCAGACAGAGAGUGAAGUCAUAACAAGGACAAUUAGUACAUUCCAUCAUAAUGUACAUAAACUGAUAGGAAAGAUAUUGCCAGAAAUGGAUAUAGGGGAUGUUUGUGAUAUUGAAAGUAUGGUUUUAAAUAUGAUUAGGGAAGACACCCCUGAAGACUCUGAAGAGGACAUUUCUGAAAAUUUUUUACAUUUAUAAUUUUUAAAAAUGUUUCUUAAAAUUUUUUAUACCAUUUUACAUGGGUUUAAUUAUUUUAAUUGUAAACUUCAAAAAUAUAUUGAAUUAAUGUCAUGUUGUUUUACUGCAGACAGUGCUCUUAAUUCAUCCUGAUUGAUUACUAACAAUUAUUUGUUUUUCAUUCACCUCUUUCUUUAAACAAUAAUAACUGCAUUAUUUUAAUUUUAAUAUUCAUGUCUUUCUUUGAAGUUUAUAAAAGUAAACUUAUUUCAUACUAAAUUUCCUUAACCUCCCUGUCUGUUAAAUUUUGCUUUAAAACUAUUCCAUCCUGAUGAUUGACCCUAGCUAAUGCUUGGUUAUAUUUUCACAACCACUCUUUUGUCAUUAUUUUGUGUUGUGGAAGGACACAGAGUUAAGAGAUAUAUUUAUUAUUUGCUAUCAAUCACUUUGCAGUGGUCUUACUGUUAAAUCAAAUAACAAUGGAAGGCAAUGAAAACAUUAAAUUUUUGGGGUUACUGAGUACAAGGUAAAACUUUCUAAAAGGUCGGGGUCAUAAUUGGCUUAAAUUGGCUUCAUCAGGGUUUCUUUAAAAAGGAUAGGGGAGGGGGGGAAUGUGAGAAAGCUGAAAAAAAUAAAUGAAAGAAAAAUAAUAGAAAGUUAACUGAUUGAAUUUUUCAUCAGCGAAGAGUUAAUGUGCUGAAUUUUAAAUAUAUUUUUAAUAAAUAAAAUGUAUAUGUGGAAAACGAAUACAUGUCAAAAAAUUAUAUUUAUUUAACUCUCCUCUGUCAUAUACAGUCUUGGGGACAAACCCAUGCCCAGGUUGUUUUGAAUUUUUAUCAGCAGUUGUUUUUGUGGCCAUUUUUUUUGUGCUAAUUUUUGUUCUGAUGCAUUUUUUUUUCUUUCCAUCAAUUUGGUAUCAAGGAAAACCACAUAUUUAUUUACAUUGUUAAAAUAAUUUUUAUAGGUUUGGGUUGGAAUGGGGGGGGGUGUUACCGAAAUUAUUUGAAAUUGAGAGGAGGUGCUGCGCUGCAAAAAUAGGAGUGGAUUUGUUCACAUUAAUUUUUUAAUUUUGGAGACACGAUUGUUUAUUUGAUAGAGAUUAAGUUACUUAAGGGAGAGUUUAUUUAUCAAUAUUGAUUAAAAUGAUCUCUGCCCAACUCCACAAUUUUAAUGCCAAUGCUAUUUCCAAGUCUGCAGUUUUAUAUUAUAGAGAGGGGCUUACAGGGUUUUUUGGGGAAACAAACUUGAAUUACGAAUCAAGAACAGUGUUAAAAUUUUUAAUGAACUUUUAUUCUAUUGUUCAACACUUACAUACACUUGAGGCAGAGUUUUCUCUAUUGGUUUCUUUAGUCUUAUCUAUUUGAUAUAGCCAUGCUGAUUCAAGGGCUUCUAUCCCGACCCCGAUAGGUGGAAGU
Molecule: messenger RNA, 3825 nt
Organism: Lymnaea stagnalis (great pond snail)
Lineage: Eukaryota; Metazoa; Mollusca; Gastropoda; Lymnaeidae
Source: the annotation of a GenBank genome assembly